Messenger RNA from Gadus chalcogrammus (walleye pollock), 1075 nucleotides. RefSeq names its product transmembrane protein 88-like. Gene Ontology annotation, molecular function: PDZ domain binding. NCBI's taxonomy places the organism in Eukaryota, Metazoa, Chordata, Actinopteri, Gadiformes, Gadidae. Gene Ontology annotation, cellular component: plasma membrane. The record is from RefSeq and is a predicted model, not a curated record. The coding region runs from base 322 to 1065 and encodes 247 amino acids. The transcript has 3 exons.
AUACCAUCAGGGAUAGAUAAGAAAGUAGACAAGCAGAGGGGAGGGAAGGGGAUUAGUGGUGCAUCGCUUUAAAGACACAUAUACAUCACAGCCAACGCCACUCUGACCUGCAGCGCAGAGCCCUGCACAGACGAGAAGCACGGCGGGAGCGGGGAGCCAGGAGACAGACCCCGGCGCACAGGGCGGCGUGCUUUGAGGGCCAACGGGUUUGGUUCGGAGAAUUGUUUUAAGAGGCUGUUCUGAAAGGAGAGGAGAACAACCGGCCGUAACCUGGAGGACCCACAGCUCGAGUUCCAACGGGCCCCGCACCAGAGCUUCCCAAUGAGUAUGUCUGGUACUCUGGAGAAGGGGGCUCACCACCAGAACCUGGACCUGUCUGAGGAGGUGCCCCCGCACCACCACUACCACCACCAGCAGCUCCAGCACCACCAGCAGCAGCAACUGGCCCAACUCGGCCACCACCAGCACCACCAGCACUCCAACUCCCUGGCCUCCACCACCGCCGUGGGCAUGGGCGGAGGCUCAGAGACGCCGCCACCGCGCGUGGUGGUGCCUCCGCCCUACUCCGCCGCUGAGAGCGGUGGUGGAGGAGGGAGCGACGCCCCGCUGGAGCUGCGCGGCUCUCUGGACUGCUGGGCGUGCUCCGUGCUGGUGACGGCCCAGAACCUGCUGAUCGCGGCCAUCAACGCCUGCCUGGCCGGGGUGGUGUUUGGCACCAUCCUGACGCCCGCCACCACCAUGGUGGCGUUCGGCUUCCUCUGCCAUUCCACGGUGCGCCCCCACGGGACCUCCCGCUACUGCUCCGACCUGCUGUCUGACGGGGGCUGCGUGGCCCUGCUGGUGGUGGGCUUCCUGCUCGUCACCCCGCUGCUGGUGCUGGCCCUGGCCGCCUACUGCCGCCUGGCCCGCCACCUCCAGCUGGGCCUCUGCUUCAUCCCCUACAGCCGCGCCGUCUACAAGAACCUGCCCGCCACACAGCACCGCGGCCUGGCCCCCGGCUGCUGCUGCCCGGGGGGGGGCCCGCGGGGGGGCUCUGCCAGCGGGAAGGGGAAGGUGUGGGUGUAGCGUCGUGGAG